Messenger RNA from Fonsecaea nubica, 309 nucleotides. RefSeq lists its product as hypothetical. Lineage: Eukaryota; Fungi; Ascomycota; Eurotiomycetes; Chaetothyriales; Herpotrichiellaceae. The transcript has a single exon. Bases 1 to 309 code for a protein of 102 amino acids. The record is from RefSeq and is a predicted model, not a curated record.
AUGGCGACCUUCAUCUCCGUCGGCAACGGGGUCGUCGCCAAAGAUGGCGUGGCCGAGGGCGAGGCCGCGCAGUAUCAAGCCCUCAAGCGCCAGGUGCUCGCGGAGGAGGAGCGCAAGAAGCAGGAGGAACGCGAGAGGCGGGUCAGUCAGGGGUUGCCGCCCGAGAUGACGCGGGAGGAGAGGAAGGAACUGAAGAGGAAGGAGAAGGAGAGGAGAAAGGACGAGGUGGCCAGGGGAGGACAGAGGGAAGGGGGGAGCGGGAGGAGUAGUGGGAGGAGGGUGCUGGGGAUGCUGUGUUUUGGCCCUUAA